Lucilia sericata (common green bottle fly) is the source of this 397-nucleotide messenger RNA. RefSeq lists its product as uncharacterized. The transcript is spliced from 2 exons. Bases 24 to 287 code for a protein of 87 amino acids. The record is from RefSeq and is a predicted model, not a curated record. NCBI's taxonomy places the organism in Eukaryota, Metazoa, Arthropoda, Insecta, Diptera, Calliphoridae.
UAAGUUUCCAAUUCUUUAACAUCAUGAACUUUAACAAAUAUUUUGCUUUCUUGGCCAUUUUGGUCUUGUGCAUUUUGGGUCAACAAGCUGCUGAAGCCCAUCAUCAUCAUCGUUUCGGUGAAAUCGGUCAUGAAUUGCACAAGGGAGUUAAAAAGGUAGAAAAAGUCACCCACGAUGUUAAUAAAGUUACCAGCGGUGUUAAAAAAGUUGCCAGCAGUAUUGAAAAAGCUAAGAAUGUAAUUGAAGCUGGUUCUAUUGCCGGUGCUGUGGCAGCAGCUGCAGCUUAGAUUUAAGGGACUAACUGGUUGUAUCUAUUGGUUUCAGACAUUAAUAUAAGGAUAAAAUAAAUGCAAUUUAUAAUUGCAGGGAAAUGAAUAUCUCUGUGUUUCUUUCAUAU